GAAUGCCAGUGGAGACGGCUUUGCCGUACACUUCGCCCCAGGCCAACACUGUGUCAAUCACUAAAACAACACAAGGAUCACCUGAAAACUAAAACUGGAAGGAAAGCAAGCUGAAGCGAUGUACGAGUGCUGCCCCGUGUGUCUGGGCAGGCUUCGUCGCCAGGUGAAGACGCCGUGCAAGCACACAUUCUGCAAGAACUGUCUCUGCAAGGUCUACAAUCAGAGCCCCGCCAAAGCUUGUCCCCUCUGCCGGGCCCCCUUGGAGUACUACAUCAGCAAGAGAAACAGCACAGUGAAACUUGUCUUCUUUUCUUAGAGUCCAUCGUUAAAUUUAAAUGUGUUCCAAAGUUAAAUGGUUUCUGAUGUUCUGUUGCGUGUUUAAAUUAUUUCAUUUUGUUUAAUUUUAUACAUAUUCAAAUCAAAAGUAACAUAUUGGAAGCCAGCAUUUAAUAAUUCAAUAGCUUAAAGUGCAGUGCUAUUAACUCCCAAGUUACCCAAAAACAGGGGAAUUCCGAUCAAAUUGCUUGACUGCGAGCUUCAGGGUCCUAUUCAGCCAAGUACAACAAUCGAUUGGAGACUAGUCCUCGUCCUCGUCCUCGUCCUUUUCCAUUUUUUUGCUUUUCUCGCUCAAA
Drosophila teissieri is the source of this 632-nucleotide messenger RNA. RefSeq names its product E3 ubiquitin-protein ligase TRIM68. Bases 119 to 316 code for a protein of 65 amino acids. The transcript has 3 exons. The record is from RefSeq and is a predicted model, not a curated record. Gene Ontology annotation, molecular function: metal ion binding. NCBI's taxonomy places the organism in Eukaryota, Metazoa, Arthropoda, Insecta, Diptera, Drosophilidae.